Pygocentrus nattereri (red-bellied piranha) is the source of this 497-nucleotide messenger RNA. It is a transcript of the gene c8h12orf73, whose product is annotated as chromosome 8 C12orf73 homolog. The transcript has 3 exons. Gene Ontology annotation, biological process: mitochondrial respiratory chain complex III assembly. Bases 176 to 373 code for a protein of 65 amino acids. The record is from RefSeq and is a predicted model, not a curated record. Gene Ontology annotation, cellular component: mitochondrion. NCBI's taxonomy places the organism in Eukaryota, Metazoa, Chordata, Actinopteri, Characiformes, Serrasalmidae.
CACCGGACGGCGUGAGGUUUGGACAAAUAAGCCAAGUUAACCUCCGGCUCUUCACAGGUUCUUGCUAACGUAGCAUUAGCAGUCUGAGGACGCAGGACCCAGGACUCAUCAAACUUAAUCCCAAUAAAUAAGAGAGUUGCAAAAAAGGUUCCUGUCCAUAAUCCCUGACCAAAAGAUGCCCGCUGGUGUGUCUUGGCCAAGAUACCUGAAAAUGUUUGGGGCCAGCGUAUUGUCCAUGUUUGCUGGUGCCGAGGUCGUCCAUCGGUAUUAUCAACCAGAUUUGACUAUUCCAGAGGUUCCCCCACAGCCUGGAGAACUGCAGACAGAACUUCUUGGGCUGAAAGCAAGGCAGGCAGCCUCAGAGAAACACUGAUGUCACUUUUUAUAUUUAAUUGUAUAUACACACUGAAUAUUGUAUAUUGUAAACAUUAUGCAGACAACUUUUGAAUCCACUUGUGAAUUUGUAUAAUGCUAGAAUAAAGUUAUUUGUACUUUGU